AUUUGCAAAUACAGGUAAUUAAACAUUUGUUUUUAUGUCUAUUUAAUCGUUAUGAUUUACGGUUGCGAGAAAUAAAUAAAAUUGUAGAAGUGAUUAACAACGUAAUUAUUUUCAAAGUGCAAAUUUACAAAACAUCUUCAAUCGAUAGAUUUAAUUUCUUUGGAGCGAAAGUCGUUUGCCUUUUUAUCAGUCGUGUCUCGCGUUCUCUUUUACUGCGGACUGUACAAAGAGUUUCAAUUCGUACCAGGGUAUACCUGGACCCGGGAUGGUGAAUGGGAAUCGCACAGAUCUCGCGGACCUCGCGACGUAUCUCUACCUCUCCAUUUCUCUUCUCUUCUCUCUUUCUCUCUCUCUCUCUCUCUGUCUCUCUCCCUCUCUCUCUCUCUCUGCCCCUUCCAAAUCUUGUGCACGUGCACGUCUGUUUCACUUCCUCAAGUGUCUUCUCCCUUCCUCGUACACUCGCAUGUAUACGUUCUUCUUUCCCUUGCUCCGGCUGUCGUUCGGUCUUCCCUUCCGUCACUCUCGUCGGCGCCUCGACGAGCGUAUUGUACGACCGCGGAUGUGUGGCUGACAGUUCACCUCAAGAUCUCGAUCUGGUUGCCACGCCGGGGAAUUCUAAGGUGCUCCGAAUCAUCGAGAACACUUCCUGCCGAUCUUUCUUUCUUCGUUAACUGGAAACGUGGAAUAAAAAGCGGAAGACAUAUGGAAUUGUUCUCUUUUAUAAAAAAAAGAUAGAAGAUGGAAGCGCAUGUCAGAAAUGUGAACAAUAGCAUAAACAUCACGCCGACAGAAGCGUAUAUGCCCACGUCACAAAUAUCCCUCACCGUCGAGGAAGAGGACGCAAUUGUGACAUUGGUAGUUGUUGUAAUCGGUAUCAUCGUAGCUAUAGUGGUACUGUUCUCGAUGGGUAUCUUCAUAGACUGCAAACAUCAAGAAAAAGAUUCCGGGAAGAAGAGAAGAUUGAAGCUGAAAAUGCCACCGGUCGCAAGACGCCGGAAAGAUGACGUAAAAGCUUUGACUUCAAAUAUGUGUCCCAACGGCGAUACCGCAUUUAUGGCGAGGGAUGCUAUAGUUUGAUAUUCGGAAGAGCUAUGGAAAAUUUGGAAAAAUUAUGAAAAAUAUUUUAUAAAAAUUGUUAUGAAAAAUUUUUGAAAUCUACUACAAGUCUCAUGUUGAUUAGUUAGUGUUUAAUAACUGAAAAAUGUAGGAAAAGAGUGAUGGAAUAUUGGAAUUCCCUCUUAGUCAUAUUUUUUUAAGAGAUAUACGUACCGUUUAAAGAUAUGUGAUUUAAUGAUACGUACUUCGUAAAUAGAGUUGAUAAACUUGAAAUAGUGGACACGGUGACUUACCAUUAAAGUUAGCAGUGAUACAUUUAUUUUCUGUAAAUAAUGACUUAGACAAUUUAGGUAAAGCAUAAAAUAAUUUCAAAAAUUUAUUAAAAAAUAUGAUUUUAAAAUAAAACUAUGUGCGAUGAAAUUAACUUCAAGUCAAGUUAGAAUAAGAAUUGUGAAGCGGCUUUCAGAAAUGAAAAUAUAAGUAUAUAUAUAUUUUUAUUACAAAUUUGUGAUACAAUAUUUUAUAAAUAUUCUGUACAACACGAGUGAUUAUAUGUGAAGAAACUAAUUUAUUUGGAGUUUUAGAUGAAUAUUUUGUUUGUUUUUGACAUUAUAAUCCGACAUAAUUAAGACUAGAAUUCUUAUAAUUUUUUCAGUUUCUUGAUUGAAUGUUAUUUAAUAAAUUGAUUAAUUUUUAAAA
Monomorium pharaonis (pharaoh ant) is the source of this 1755-nucleotide messenger RNA. RefSeq lists its product as uncharacterized. The coding region runs from base 739 to 1077 and encodes 112 amino acids. The record is from RefSeq and is a predicted model, not a curated record. Lineage: Eukaryota; Metazoa; Arthropoda; Insecta; Hymenoptera; Formicidae. The transcript has 3 exons.